Solanum lycopersicum (tomato) is the source of this 715-nucleotide messenger RNA. Its product is annotated as early nodulin-like protein 15. Gene Ontology annotation, cellular component: plasma membrane. Gene Ontology annotation, molecular function: electron transfer activity. NCBI's taxonomy places the organism in Eukaryota, Viridiplantae, Streptophyta, Magnoliopsida, Solanales, Solanaceae. The record is from RefSeq and is a predicted model, not a curated record.
UUUCAAAAUUUAUCAAACAAAUUAUUCAUCUCUUGCUCUCAAUUUUCCCUUUUCGAAACCUUCGUAAUCGAUCGAAAAAAAAUUGUUUUCGAGCUUAAUUAACUUCAUUUCAUACUCAAUGGCUGUUUUUUCAAGAAAUGUGUUUGUAAUGGCAAUUCUGUUUUUCAGUCUAUUAAGCUUCACAGAAGCAAGAGAUCAUUUGGUUGGUGGAAAAACUAAUUCUUGGAAAAUCCCGUCUUCUGAAUCGGAUUCCCUCAAUCGUUGGGCUGAGAAAACACGAUUCCUCGUUGGAGAUUCUCUUGUGUGGAAGUAUGAUGGGGCAAAAGAUUCAGUGUUGGAAGUGAGUAAGAAGGAUUAUGUGACAUGUAACACAUCAAGUCCAAUUGCAAUGCAUAAUGAUGGGAACACAAAGAUAGUGUUGGAACAUUUUGGGGCAUAUUAUUUUAUAAGUGGUGUAAAAGGGAGUUGUGAACAAGGACAAAAAUUGGUUGUCGUUACGUUGUCUAAGAGGAGAUACGCAGAUGCACCAGUACCGUCUCCGGUUGAAUUUGAUGGUCCAGCUAUAGCACCUACUAGCAAUGGUUUUAGUUUGAAGGCUAGUUUGGUUGUGGCUUUUGGGGUUUUAGUAGGGUUUUGGGUUUGAACUGAUUUUUUUAUUUUUUUUUAAUUAUUGGGAAUGGUCAUUAUAUUCUUUUAUUUAAUUUGUUGUUUACUU